Molecule: messenger RNA, 1737 nt
Organism: Aspergillus tanneri
Lineage: Eukaryota; Fungi; Ascomycota; Eurotiomycetes; Eurotiales; Aspergillaceae
Exons: 1
Coding region: 1-1737 (578 amino acids)
Source: RefSeq, a predicted model, not a curated record
AUGAGUAUGGACGCUGGCGGUCUUGCUCAGAUGACUUACAACUCAUCUUUCAAUAAUGGCAGUUCUCUUGGGGCGCCUGGUUCCGGCUUUGGGUCCAGGAGAAAAGGCGCUAAUAUCAAGCGCCUGAGUGUGCCUCCUCCACACAUUUCAACCAUCGAUGAAUCCCAGCCUUCUGCCCCUGUUCCUACGCCUCGCACAAGCCGCUCCCAUCUUCUGGCUGGCCUGCGGACUGCUCCCAAGUCGGCCACGGUUCCUUCGGCUUCGCAGCGCCAGCACCAACUCGGGAUGGAGGGUGAUCGAUAUGGGAAUCAUGCGAAUCGCAUCGCUCAACGGGUCCCGCAGACUGCGAUGGGAACUGGAUUCCCUCGACAUUCGUUCGCUAUGAGUCAGAAUCAGGACAUGAACCAAGGUCGUCCCAUGUAUACUCUGCCGGAGCAGGUGCUCGCACCUCCGACUAUUGACAUUGCUGGCGAUAUGAACAUUGAUGAAAGCGUAUACGCGGAGCUGAUGUCAACCAAUCUCUUCUUAGCUGCACAGCAACAACGUCUGCAACAACAGUUGGUCAGCGUGACCGCUGCAACUCAGCAGUUUCAAGGUCUUAAUCUGGGGAUGCCCACAGGGUUGCAGCAACAGCAGGAACUCCCAUCCCUGUCUCUUCCGGGCGUGGGAUUCUACCAGCAACAGCUUCAGCAGGGGGUGCAACCUGUUGUGCAGCCUGUACUCAGUCAGCCUGGGCUUUUCUCUGUCUACAACCCUCUUACGGGCCAGCAGAACUACGUCUACGACAACUCUUUCCAGCAGGACGGCUCUCUUUCUCCCUACCAGGAAGAAGAACAGCCCUCCGCUAUGCAGGUGCCGACCUUCCGUGCUGAAGUGUCUCCACCCCCAGAAUCGACAGAAUUCCCCGAGAGCAUUCCGCAGUCGGUUUCUCCCCCUAGUGCCAGUUCUUCUCCCCCUCGCGAGGCCGCCCCUCUGCCGCCGCCUUCCGCCAACGCAUUCCGCAGAGGUCAUAAGAGGAGUUCCUCGUUUAACCAAUCGCCCAAGGUCCCAAUUGAUACGGCCCGCGCCAAUGCCAACACCAGUUCUGCUGCGCCUAAGACGGCUGCUUUGCCACCGACACCCGCCACCGGCACUUUCGGACCCGGGCAGGGACGUGCCGGCGAACACCCCAUCCGCCAACCCCGUGGUCCUCCCUCGUUGGAGGAACUGGUUGCCAAGCCUACCUCGAAACAUGAAGGAAGCAAGAAUUUUGCGACUCGCCAACGUCGACGGGCCGUUCACAACUUGGUUCGUGCGGGGAUUGAGCGGCGUGGUGAGAAUCGGAGCCUUGGAUGCCAUAGUAGUGGUGGCACCAACACACCGGCAAGUGAAAAUGAAUUCACAUUCUCCGACGGGGAUGACGUCACGGUUCGUAGUGGGAGUCUCUCUAGCAAGCCAAGUCUGGGCAGUCUGCGUGCUGCUGCCAACGGUGCGAUUGGCUCCGAGAGGAAGGAAAGAUCUUCUCGGGAACGACGAUCGCAGGAGAGUCCCUAUAAUACUCCCGUCAGUGAGGAUGGAGGGUUCUUUGGUGGAAGGUUUGCGGACGUCCGAACGGGUCAAGUUUCUCCCCCAGCGGGAUCCCCUUCGGUUGCUGCUGUCGUCGCGGGCCAGAAGACAGUAGCUCAGGGUUCGGGAAGGCGCAAGACUCCAAUGCUUGUGCUGUCCAGCGCCGAAAAGCGCAAGACCCCGAUCAUGUAA